AUGGUUGUUCCAAUUACUAAAACACUGCCUGACCUCUCCAAACUAGAGCCACUUGACGGGACCAACUAUAAACGAUGGUCACAAAAGUUGCUCAUAUUUUUUGAACAAUUGGACGUGGACUAUGUGCUGUUCCAGAAUCCACUGGAAACUCCAGCAGAAAUCUCCACUCUUGCCAUUACUGCAGCGACGAUCUCCACAGAAGGGACGACCACAAAAUCUGAGGCUGAGGCAAAACUGAAAUACGACAGAGACAAUAAAACGACUACAAUGCAGGCAAGAUACAGAGGUGAUGACACUGGAAGGAAAACAUACGUCGUCGGUAAAUGGCUUCAAUUUCAAAUGAUCGAUAAGAAGCCUAUAAUGGACAAAAUCCAUGAGUACGAGAACCUAGUAAUUGAAGUGCUGAGCGAGGAUAUGAAAAUGUGUGAAAAUUUACAAGCCAACGUACUACUGAAAAAAUUCCCUCCUACUUGGAGUGAAUAUCGCAACCACUUGAAGCACAAGAAAACGGAUCUAACACUUCAAGAAUUAAUCAGCCAUAUGAGAAUGGAAGAAGCAAAUCGCCUAAAAGAUAAGGAAACUUCCCUCUCUUCUCUUUUAGUUAAAGCUAACCUUGUUGAGUCUGCUGGAUCUAAAAACAGGUUUCACCAGAAUAAAGAAAAAGUCUUUCAAAAGAACAAUCAACACAAGAUGUUCAAAGGACCUGACGGCAAGAUCCAAAAGAACAAAAUAUCGUGCUACUACUGUGGGAAAUUAGGACACAAAGCGUACCAGUGCUACCAAAGAAAGGAUCAAUAA
Molecule: messenger RNA, 798 nt
Organism: Sesamum indicum (sesame)
Lineage: Eukaryota; Viridiplantae; Streptophyta; Magnoliopsida; Lamiales; Pedaliaceae
Molecular function (GO): nucleic acid binding; zinc ion binding
Source: RefSeq, a predicted model, not a curated record